AGGAGGAGAAUCGUUUGACGUGGCAAACGGUACGGACGCAGUCACACAUAUCAUCCUUCGUCUCUCCAUCAUUACCUAACCUUCCAGGAAAGGACCUCUCCGAUUCUUUCAGGCCCCAGUCCGUAAAGAAGGGAGAUGAUCUGGCUGCUUGUCUUCUCCAGUUUCCUCCAUUGCGCGUCGACCUACGAGAUCGACGUGAAGAAACUGGAUGGUCUGGCGAAGGCGAAGGUGGAGUCCUGCGGAGGAUGACAGCUGAACCGGCUGAGAGAGGUCAAGGCCUUUGUGACCCAGGAUAUUCCUCUUUACCAUAACCUGGUGAUGAAGCACAUUCCUGGAGCCGACCCUGAGCUCGUCCUCCUCAACCACUACUACGAAGAGCUGGACCGCAUCGCCCUGUCGGACAUGAGCCGUGCGGAGAUCAACGAUCUGCUGGUCCAGCUCGGCUUCUACGUGAAGAGCCAGGCCGAGGAGGAGGUCCCAGAGGAGUUCCGCCUCCUCCCCGCCAAGGACAGCCCCUUCAAGGACCCCCCCGGGACCCCCCAGCCCAGCGGGGAGGCUCCCACGGGGACCCCCCAGCCCAGCGAGGAGGCCGCCCCCGGGUCCCCGUCCCAAGCCCAGCGGUCUGAGCUGUAACUCAGAGUCACGGGGAUCUCUUCAGAACAUAAAGGCCCCUCAUUAGGUAGUAACGUCUGGUCAAUUAAGUAUCUUUAAAACUUUUUUACACAAGCACAGUAACACAAUAAGCAACGAGCCCCACCUUAACCACUUGACUCAAAACUGAUGCUAAAAAAGAUGCUAAGGCGUAGAACAGUCGAUAAUCUGACCUGCUGACUCUCUUGAGUGUCUGUUGACUUCCUGUCUGCUGUGAAACUGAAUGAAGUCCCAGGCUGUAAGUCGUCUGAUUGGCCUGGGACUGAUGAUGCAUGAUUCUACAGGGGGCGGGACUACACACAUACAAGACGAGUGGAGUGGAGAUUAAUGAUUGAUGUUGUACAAUAAAAACAAAACAAAAACUGACAUUUUCGUGUUCUUUGGCAGACUAUAGAUUGGAUGCACACACAAGCUUACAUAAUAUACAAACACACUAUUUGCAUGUGUUUUCCCAGUCAAAUACCCAAUGGACCAAACCAAGUUUAACUGCUUCCCUGUAUCCGUCAGAGCUUUUAGAGAGCGAUAAUCACACAAUACACAACAAAGGUUUCUUAAUUUCUUUCAGAAGUUGGUUUUAAUCGUUUCUCACAUUGAACAUGUGGUGCACUGAUAUAUUAAAUAUGGAUAUCUGGCAGUUAAUCUGAUGUACAGAAUGUCUUUUGAACGCUCCUUGUGUCCAUUUUUUUAGUCUCAAGUUUGCAGUGAUAAAAUAUUGCUAAUAAAUUAUAUCUAAU
Messenger RNA from Gadus chalcogrammus (walleye pollock), 1385 nucleotides. RefSeq names its product selenoprotein M-like. NCBI's taxonomy places the organism in Eukaryota, Metazoa, Chordata, Actinopteri, Gadiformes, Gadidae. Gene Ontology annotation, cellular component: endoplasmic reticulum lumen. The transcript is spliced from 5 exons. Gene Ontology annotation, molecular function: oxidoreductase activity. The record is from RefSeq and is a predicted model, not a curated record.